Molecule: messenger RNA, 465 nt
Organism: Peronospora matthiolae
Lineage: Eukaryota; Oomycota; Peronosporomycetes; Peronosporales; Peronosporaceae
Source: the annotation of a GenBank genome assembly
AUGACGGCAAUCUACAUCAAGGACCGUCUGCUGUCGCCUAAAGUUAUGCACAAGACUCCGUUCGAGAUCGUCCACAACUCCAAGCCAAGUGUCAAGCACAUGCGGGUGUUCGGUUGUCAGGUUUACAUACUGACACCGAAGGAGAAGCGGCUCAAGUGGGACCCCAAGGCUCGCACUGGGAUAUUCUUGGGCUACGAAGAAGCAUCCAAAGCGUACCGCGUUUAUGACAUCGAGGCGGGGCAGGUGGUCAUCAGUCGCGAUGUCAACUUUGACGAGUCCGCCUUUGGACUUUCGCCGCCAAUUACCGCUGAACAUGCCGAUGACAUUGACUUCGACUCCCUCGAUCUGGAUGAUGAAGCGCCAGGUCAAGCGCAGUACAAGAAAACAGGCAAGCGCAAGAGUCGUCCCCAUGAUGAAGAAGUACCAGCUCCCCCACGCACACAGUGCAAUAACGGCAUGGACUAG